AUGAGGAAGACAUUCGCCAAUGUCACAUUCGAUGGCGUCAAAGAAAAAGGGGUUGCGGCUCCACGCCGGAAGUUGAAGCGACUGGACUCGGAAUACGAGCCCAGUUUCGGGUCCAAAGAGUAUUUCCGCCGGAAAAUGGGUUCCUGUUGCACCCAAAAGACCCUGCGCCGGAAGGUACCCGUGAUUUCCUGGCUGCCCAAGUAUACCAGCGUGGAUUUCAUCGGGGAUCUUAUUGCUGGCAUCACAGUUGGCUUCACCAUCAUCCCCCAGGGCAUUGCCUUUGCUGAGCUGGCCAAUCUCCCUGCUCAGUAUGGUUUGUAUGCUGGCUACCUUGGCUCCCUGAUAUACAUCUUACUUGGAACUACAAAGGAAAUCACUAUUGGACCUGCAGCUGUCAUCUGUAUCCUGCUUGGUGGUGCCACCUAUGAUAACUCUACAACAUUCAACCUCACAUUUGUUACCAUCCUCUGCAUGAUAUCAGGCUGCUUCUCUUUACUGAUGGGCCUCCUGAAACUUGCUCCAGUCACAGCAGGUUUCAUCACAGCAGCAGCCCUUGUCAUUAUUGUCAGCCAGUUUAAAUCAUUGCUGGGUCUGAAAGGUGUUCAUGGUGAACAACUCUUGGAGCUGGUCCCAGGUGUCUAUUCAAAGCUGCCAACUACCAACUAUCAUGACAUGUACAUGUCCUUGAUUGCCUGUGCAGUCCUGAUCUUCAUGCAGGAAAUGAAAAGGUUCAACUGGAACUGGUGUAUCAAAAAUCCAGAAAGGGCAUCCAAGUUCCAGCAGGUCACCUUUGUAGUUUCUUCUGCCAGGAAUGCUCUGGUUUUGGUGGCCUGUGCCAUUGGUGGAUACUACUACAAUGAGCACAUGGGACAAAAAGUCAUUUCUCUCACCAAGGCUGUACCUAAUGGAGGAAUUCCUCCACCAAAAGUACCAGAUUUCUGGCUUCCAGCAAUGAAUGAAACCAUUCAUGGAGAAAUAAAGUUUGCCCCAGAAAGAGGAUUAUUGGAUAUUCUCAAGCAAGGUGGUUCUGCUGUUUUCAUCAUCCCCAUAAUCUGCCUGGUGGAGCAGGUUGCUGUGUGCAAGUCAUUUUCAAAGGCGAAGCCAGUGGAUGUGAACCAGGAAAUGAUUUCCCUGGGGAUCAGUCAGUUGGUGGCCAGCUUUUUUCACUCCAUGCCAGUUACUGGGUCAAUUUGCAGAAGCUGUGUGAAUGCUGUAUCUGGUGUCAGAACUCCAUUUGGUGGUCUGUGGUCAGCUUGUGUUGUUCUUUCUGCUCUGCUGUUCUUCACACCUUACAUGGAACACAUUCCUAAGCCUGCCCUUGGAGCCAUUGUUGUGUGUGCUGUCAUACACAUGAUUGAGUAUGAAGAGAUCUGGCAUAUCAUCAAAACCAAGAAGAGGGACUUGGUUCCUUUAUUCAUCACCUUGGGAUCAUGUUGCACCAUUGGACUUGAAUGGGGCUUCUUGAUUGGAGUUGUGGUCAAUCUCUUGAUGCUUUUGAUCUUUGCUGCUGAUCCAAAAGUACCCAUCAUGAAAUUCAAGAUUCAUGAGGACAGAAGAGUGGUGAUCCUGAAGCCAGACAGGUCACUGCAUUACCCAGGUGUUGAGAAGAUUCAUGAGGACAGAAGAGUGGUGAUCCUGAAGCCAGACAGGUCACUGCAUUACCCAGGUGUUGAGAAGGUGAGGAACUUGAUCAGCAAAAAGGCGCAGAAGCACAUGGAUGCAAUGAUAAUUGUGGACUGUGUGAACCUCAUUGACAUUGACUUCACUGGAGCCAAAGGCCUGGGAUCAGUGGCUGCAGCUCUCAGAGAAAGAAACCAGAAGAUGAUCUUUGUCAAUGUUUGCAGCAACAUUGACAGGGCCCUCAAGGGUUUCACUCAUGGAGAAGUGGAAACUUAUGAAACUGCUCAGGACUGGAUUGACACUUUGGCUGACGUGAACGACAAGAGGAUCAUGGUCAGGUCACUCUCGUCCCUCAACGACUGCGACACGCACCACAACAAACACAGGUACCCGGAAAAGAUGGACGACGUGGAAGAGCACCAGGAGGAAAUCAUGGACCGCAGCAACGGCUACUACAACAACACCGGCACCAACGGGCUCGAGCGGUACCUUCCCUCUGGUCCCAUGCCGGUGCAGAUCACGGUCCCGCGCGUCACCGUGGCCAAGAACCAUUGCGGCAACUGCGGCGCCAAGGUCGUGGACGCCAAUGGCAGCGGCGCCAGUCCGAAGGCGGCACACAUCAACAAAACGAGCUACAAGAUCCGCAUGUGAUCUUAAUCAAUGCGGAGAGGGAGAAUAAAAGGGCGGCAAAACGGAAGGAACGAACGGGCACCCGGGCAGAAGUAGCGACAUCUGCUCGAGCUCUCAGAUGUCAAGUCCACGCUAUCCAAUAUAGAUGACACUAAAUUCAAGAGCCUUUCAUCCAUCCUUCGAUUGCGAGACCGACUUCCAAUAAUUCAAUAAACUCGAAUUUCUUAUCAAGAACGUUGCGACAUUAUUUAAAACAAAAAAUCCUCGGAAACGUUGAAGAGCAGCCUCUUACAUUUCCUGCCGAGCGACAUCUAGUCAAAAUUUAAUCGAAUUUACGCAGCGUACAGUUACAAGAGCUCUCGUAAGAUGUCUUAAAAUGCGCGUCCAUGCAAGUGUUGCCUCGUUACCGGUCAUUUUUCUUUCGCCGCUUUCUCUUUCACAUUAGGCUUUCGAAUAUCGGAAAUCGAUGCCACUUUCCGUUCGGAUGAGGAAGAUUUGAAAUCAGUUUAUGAAGGGCGAAACGUGAAAAGAGUUUUCGGGAUUUCAAAGAUUUCGACAGCGUUCGCACCCGAUGUUGCUGAGGGCGACAUCUUCCUUUCGCUGCUUUGGGCUUGAGAUACUGUACUUGAGUGCUUUGCGGGUGUUAAAUCUGUCAAGGAACCCCGUUUCAUUUUCUCCAAUGCGGGAUUCCCAUUAUUUUUUUCAGUCAAAUUCUUUUUUUUUUCAGAUGUGUAAAUAUGAUGACAGGUUUUCUUUUUUUUAAGAAUUGAGAGGAUUUUGUGGUGCAAUAAAUGGAAAAUUAUUUACAUGCACA
Molecule: messenger RNA, 3064 nt
Organism: Notodromas monacha
Lineage: Eukaryota; Metazoa; Arthropoda; Ostracoda; Podocopida; Cyprididae
Source: the annotation of a GenBank genome assembly